Pectinophora gossypiella (pink bollworm) is the source of this 1994-nucleotide messenger RNA. RefSeq names its product serine/arginine repetitive matrix protein 2-like. The record is from RefSeq and is a predicted model, not a curated record. The transcript has 3 exons. Lineage: Eukaryota; Metazoa; Arthropoda; Insecta; Lepidoptera; Gelechiidae. The coding region runs from base 157 to 1374 and encodes 405 amino acids.
UUUUUUUAUCUGUGGUCUGAACGAUCGCUUUCGCAUCCUUCGGAAUUCUAACCUCCCUUUCGAGUGUAUUUUUUGUAGAAAACGAAUGGAUUUCACGAAUUAAAUGUUAAUACUAGUUAGUUUAUAUCGUCAAAGGAAAAGUGAAAAUUCUUCAACAUGAACGACGCAAUAAAUAUGUCUCUUGAUGAAAUCAUAAAACAGAAUAAAGAACAAAACCGAGCAAGUAGAUCUCGCGGCAGAGGUGGGACGAUGCGCGGGCGCGGUGGUCGUGGGCGCGGCGUAGCCCGUGGCGGCGGUGGGCGCGGCGGACGUGGCGGGCGUGGGCGCGGUGGAGGCGGGCGCGGCUCCCGUUCCGGCACGCCCGGCCCACGGCAGGGCCGCUCGCGCUCGCGCGGGCCCAAUGGUCAAUUCCGCUCGCGCUCACAGUCGCAAGCACGCUCGCAGUCGAAUGCGCGCUCCCGCUCCCAGCAACGCCGCGGCAACUCCCGCGCGAGGUCCGCCUCCAGGUCUCGUUCACGCCUCCGCAGUAUUACGCCUAGGGGUCGGGCAGGGCUUGAACAAGAAAUAGAAAUGCCACCACUAAUAAAUAGACGAGGUGGAAUUCAAAACAGACUUCGGCGUUAUAACUCAAACCCAAAUCUCCAAAGUAACGUCCACAGUAGACUUGGCGUGACCACUCGACGUGGAGGAGCCCUUCGUGGCAGAGGUAACCUCCGUGGGGGAGCCAACCUCCGCUCUCCCAUUGGAGCGAGGAGAGGAAUCUCGAAGCGUGGACGCGGGCUUACCACUGGCAACCGAUACAGUAAUGUUGGACUAAGAUCUGAUCAAAUCAUAAAAGAACAGCAGCGUCUAUUAAAUAACAUUAUUAAAUCCCAGACAUUCAGACGCUCGCGCUCCAGAAACAAUUCAUUUAGUUCUCCUGGCUCCCAGUUAACUGUGAGUGUCGCCAAUGAUUUUCCCAAAAGACGCCGCAACAGCGUCGGCAAUGCGGGCUAUCUUAGCCAGCAGACGUUAGCACAACUUACCAACCAGCUCGGAGGCUACCAUACUCGCAGGGGUCCAGGCAGCGUCCGGUCUAUGGGCUCCAACAGAUCUAAUAGAUCAAACAGAUCCAAUAGAUCGAACCGCUCCAACCAGUCUAAUCGUUCGACAAGAUCUCGAGGACGAGGGCGCGGCAGAGGAGGCAACCGUGGGGUCGGUCGAAAGUUUGUUAAUAAACAAAUUCUGAAUCCAAAACUUCAAAAAGAAAUAGCUGCCAUUCAGGGCAAGAGCUACGGCAAUGAACCGGCAGCGGAGCCUCCCGGUGGCGUCAACUUCUCGCCCACUCCGAAUGCUACCAGGGUAACUCUGCAUCAAAGAUUUGCUAGCCAAUAGUGCGGUAUUGGAAGUACUAUGUUGAUUGUGAUUUUACAGUACCUAUACCUACAUACCAUUACUAAAACUCUUAAGAAGUCGAGGUAAGAAGUGACUUAAUUGUGUGAAGUAUAGUUUACUUAUAAAAGUGAAAAUAUUACUUAUUAAUACUUAGUAUUAAUUAUUUUGUUUGUUAAGUAUUGACGAAAGUGCAAAAUUCGUUAAACUGACUGUAGCUGGUAGGAACAAGUGAGAUGGCCAGCAUUCUUGUUGUAGUAUACUCUGCUGCUCUGUAUAAAGUAUCUAGAAAGUCAAGUAAUACCAAAUUUCGAUUGAUUUUGAAUGGAGAUAGUUUUCUUAAGGCACUUUUUUAUUAUGAUGAGAUAUGUACUAAAGUUAGUAAAAUAUGCAAAACAGAGCUUUAGUUAUCAUAGCAAAGAUAUUGUACUGUUGUCUAAAAUACAAUUCUUUUAUUUGCUGGUUACCAUACUUCAUGUUGUUUUACAUCAGUGUAACACUGACGAUUUUGGAAUUUGCCAUUUAUUUGACUUCUGUAAAUUAUGGCUGCUUUAGCAUAAUUCUCGCCAGACUAUUAUUUUGUUACGAAGAAAGUAAGUUUAAAUAAAACAUUUUCUUUAUAA